Molecule: messenger RNA, 2531 nt
Organism: Purpureocillium takamizusanense
Lineage: Eukaryota; Fungi; Ascomycota; Sordariomycetes; Hypocreales; Ophiocordycipitaceae
Exons: 2
Coding region: 705-2306 (533 amino acids)
Molecular function (GO): monooxygenase activity; heme binding; iron ion binding
Source: RefSeq, a predicted model, not a curated record
CCCUCCCCCCCCUUGCUCGGCGGGGGAUUUUCACGGGAUUCUUGUCUCCUUCCGGCUUCCAACUACCGCUUCUCCGAGUGUUUCUCUCGUAUGGCGCCUAGCCAAGAGGGGGGCACCCAUGCCUGGUGCUGCGGCCAUGAACCGACGCCGGUGCUGCUGCUGCCGCCUGGCGCUGAUGCUGCAGCCGAAUCUUUGUGGAUCGGCGGGCAUGACGAACGGCAACUGGGAGAAUUUUUCCCCCUCCUCCCACACGCGCGCGCAUGCCUCCAAUUGAGGCAUAUAUCUCGUCAAUCAUCAUCGUCGUCGUCGUCGUCGUCGUCGACGAUCCAGGCCGUGACGCCAGCUCCUGACCGAGUCUAGAUUAGAUCACUUUAUACCUACGACGCGGCAUACAUCUAGAAAAUUUGGGCGCGCGCGGCCGAGCGACAGCAUCACGGUAGCCACGAGUCCAGUCUUUGUGGUGCCAUGUUGGUCCACGACGUGUACAUGGGCGCAAGGCAGGCUGUCGUCUCGUACGGCCUGUCGACGCUGCUCCUCGCCGUCACCGCGGCCGCCCUCUACUUUGGCCACUGGUUCUUCAAGCUCUUCCGGGCUCGCUCCUUUUACUGGGGCUUGGUAUGUCGACCAUGACGACGACUACGACGUUGGCCAUAACCAACGCCGAGGUCCCCCCCCCCUCCCCCCUCAACCGGGGCUUAGUUUAGAUGGCUAACAACGGACAAACAUCAUCUCACCCGCCCGCCUCACAGCCUCAACCGCCCAACCACACGUUUCGCUAUGGCCACCUCAUGCUCUUCCACGAGGUGGCUGCCAAGUUCCCGCCCAACACCCACCCGCAGCACAUGUACACGUACAUGGCGCAAAAGUACAACCUCCCCGGCAUCUUCUACGUCGAUUGCUGGCCGUAUGCCGACCACCAGAUGGUCAUCACCGAUCCCGACGCCGCCAUGCAGAUCCUCACCAAGAACCCCUAUCCCAAACACCGGCAGAUCGAAAAGUUCCUGCGCCCCUUUACGGGCAAGGACAGCAUCGCCGCCUCCAACGGCGAGCGCUGGAAGAUGAACCACAGAAUGGUCGGCUCGGGCUUCACCCCUACCUACAUUAAGCCCAUGAUGGGCAUGAUUGUCGACCACGUCCUCGUCUUUCAUGACACGCUUCGACGGUUCGCCGAGUCGGGCGAGCCGUUCUCCAUGGAGGAGGAGUCGGCCAAGGUCGUGUUCGACGUCAUCGGCAAGAUUGUAUUCGGGUUCUCCCUCGAGGCGCAGCGCAAUGGCUCCCCUCUCCUCCAUGAUCUGAGGGCCACCAUUGACCCGGCGACGGCGAUCCUGGACAACUCGUCGUGGAAGCCGUGGGCCAAUCGCGACGCAAAGAAGAAGCUGAACGCGCUGAAAAAGCGUGUCUACGACACUCUGGCCAAGGAGAUGAAUGGGCGCCUACCGCUCCUCAAGGAAGACAAGGACACGACGAAUCCGCGACGUGCCAAGAGCAUCAUGGACCGCAUCGUGCUUGACAAGCUCCAAAGCGAACCUAACAUGACGAGAAUUGACCCCGCGUUUAUCGAGAUGGCGGUCACAAAUCUCAAGGCUCUUCUUCUCGGCGGUCAUGGAACCACCACGGAUACUUUUACCUUUGCGACAAUGUUCCUGAGCCUACAUCCAGACGUCGUCGAGCGGCUGCGCAAAGAGCACAAUGAGCACUUUGCUCCUGACCUCGACACUACGGUGGAGCAACUCGUUGCCAAGCCCACCAAGACCAAUGAUCUAGAGUACACCAACGCGGUCAUCAAGGAGACCCUGCGCUUCUUCCCGAUCGGCUUCACGAUCCGACAAGCUCCGCCUGGCGUCAAGUAUCUGGACUGGAACGGGAAGCGCUGGCCGGUCAAGGACUGCAUGAUCAUCCCCUGCGCGCACACGUCCCACAUGGACCCGAAGCUGUGGAACGACCCCAAGACGUUUCGGCCGGAUCGCUUCCUGGGCGAGGAAGGCGAGGAGAUGCAUCGCUUCGCGUGGCGGGCCUUUGAGCGCGGCCCGCGCGCCUGCAUCGCUCAGGACCUGGCCAUGGACGAGCUCCGCGUAAUGCUGCUCCUGACCGUGCGGUGGUUCGACUUCGAGACCAUUGUCGAGGGAACAAGCGAGAGGGUCAUGUACAUGGACCUGGACAAGCAAGUCGGCGACCUUGCCUUCCAGGAGGUUGGCAUGGAGGCGCGGCCGCGGCGGAGCAUGAAGAUGAAGGUCCACCUGAAGGGCAAGAGACCUGUGCCGUCACCAAGUACAGAUGAGAAAGAAGAAGCCGCAGAGUCGACAUGAGCGCCUUCCAUCGGAGUUGGCUCUCCGAUAACAGGGCCACAGGGGUGCCCGGAAGCAGAAGCGUGAGGCGCGCAACGACAAAUCAGGAGAAGCCAUCAUAGCAGGGACAUCCUGGCAUGAAUGCCCUUGCUCAGGCACGUCGCACGACUGUUGACUCGACCACCAUGAAGACAAAGGCAGCCGAGCAACAUGGCAACGCCGCAACCAUUUUUACCUCGAUCCCCU